GACCGAUCGGGAUUUUGCAUUACGAAAUUUUCUUUUUCUCUUUCAAAAACGAAAGGUUACAAUGUAAUUCCCCUUUCCUUUGACGCAAUAUCACUUUAAGAGAACAAAACAAUAUCUCAUUUUGGUCUUUCUCGCCCAAGGCAUCCAGACUGCACCAGCUGUACUUAUUGUUACAAAAGAGAGCUCAUAAACCAGCAAAAUGAUCUUGCAAAACCCACACCCUACUGUGGUUAUUCCAGAUACCUCUAUCAGCACUUACAUGAUGAAGAACUUAGCAGUCCAUGGAAACCGUGUUGCAUUGAUUGAUGGAGAGACUGGGCAAACUUACACAUUCGCUGAGAUUAGACAAGAUGUAAUUAAAUGCAGCAGUGAGCUUGUACGCCUGGGUGUUCAACCUGGAGAUAUGGUUUGCAUGUGUUGUGCCAACUGUUUGGAGUAUGCAGUGGUUGUUAUUGCUGCUGCAGCAUGUGCUGCUGUGGUGACAACUUGCAAUCCUAACUACACUACAGAUGAAUUGAUCAAACAGUUAUCGCAUUCCCAACCACUAAUGGUGUUUUGCAAUGCCGAUAAUUACUCACAGUUGAAAAAGGUGGCUAAACAUGUAUCUUCAAUAAAGCACAUCUUUACAUCUUCUACGUCGAUCAAAACAAGAUCCAUCCAGGAUUUAAUAAGAGAUGGAACCAGCCAGGAAUACCCAAUAGAGAGAAAAGUGGAACCAAAAGAAGACACAUUUCUUUUACCUUAUUCAAGUGGAACAACUGGUUUACCAAAAGGAGUCAUGCUUACUCAUACAAACUUUAUAUCCAUUAUUGAACUAAGCAGGGUUGGAUUCCCCCAAACUGGAAAUGAUGUUUUGCAUCUUGUUUUACCUCAGUUCCAUAUCUAUGGGAUGAUGAUGACAAUGUGUACUCUUGCACAAGGCUCCAGGAUGGUCAUUUGUAAAAGAUUUACUGUGGAAUCGUUUUUCAAAAUGGUGGAAAAAUAUAAGAUAAACCUCUGUGUUUCUGUUCCACCAAUGGUGCUUGCCAUGUACAAUAGCACCUUGCAUUCCAAAUAUGACUUGUCUUCACUUAAGAAAGUAAUAUCUGGCGCUGCACCUUUACCACUCACUGUAGCUGAAGAUGUGCAAAAGAAAAUGAAUCUCGAAAUUGCCCAGGGUUGGGGUUUAUCUGAAGCAGUUCCUCUUUCCACUUGCUAUGUUAGUGGCAUUCCAUUAAAUUCGGUUGGACUUUUACCGCCCAACACAUUUUUAAAGUGUGUUGACCCUGAUAGUGGAAGAGAACUCGGCCCAAAUGAAGAAGGGGAAAUCUGUUGUAAAGGACCACAGGUAAUGAAGGGAUAUUACAAGAAUCCAACAGCUACCAAACAAUGCAUUGACUAUGAUGGUUGGUUUCACACAGGAGAUAUUGGUUACUUUGAUGAACUUGGCUUCAUUUAUAUUGUUGACAGGCUGAAGGAACUAAUCAAAUAUAAAGGAUUCCAGGUUGCACCUGCUGAGUUAGAAGCUAUGUUACUGGACCAUCCAGACAUUACAGAUGUUGCUGUCAUUGGAGUGCCUGAUGUAGAAGCAGGGGAAGUCCCUAAAGCGUUCCUCGUAAAAUCAAGACCUUCUCUAACAGCUUCUGAAAUCCAUAAAUUUCUGGAAGGUCGCGUAUCCAAGUUUAAGUACUUGAGAGGGGGUGUGGAGUUUGUUGACAUCAUACCUAAGAGUGCAAGUGGUAAGAUACUACGCAGGGAACUCAGAGCAAAAGAAAAACUUAAAAAAUCAAAACUUUAAUUUAAAGAACCAGUGAAUAAAUGAAUUUUCUUCAUGGCUGAAUUUUAAGGUCAGAAUUUCUGGAUCUAUAGAUUAAUUGAAAUGACAAAACCAUGUUGUUUAAUGUAGCUAAAUAACUUUAAUUUGUUUAUUUUCACAUGACGGGCCAACGAUAGUUGUUACAACACAGGUGUUCUGUUUCAUACACCUUUUUCCCGAAUAUGAGUUACUAUAUGUAUGUAACUUUAAAAAUGAUUGUAUUUUCCUUGUGGCUGGCAAUAUUAUGUAGCUUUAUACAAUAUAUGCAAAUAUGCAAUUGUGUAAUUAAAACUUUACCCGACCUCUUCA
Molecule: messenger RNA, 2104 nt
Organism: Ciona intestinalis (vase tunicate)
Lineage: Eukaryota; Metazoa; Chordata; Ascidiacea; Phlebobranchia; Cionidae
Source: RefSeq, a predicted model, not a curated record